CAAGCUCGUCUUACAGUCUUUAAUGUACUCAGAUUUCAAAUUUAAUUAAACAGAACUUUUAACAAAAAAGUAAUCCAACUGUUCCUAUUUAUUUAUUUAUUAAGUGCUAACGUCUUGUACCGAGUUAUUUAAAUGUAAGACAUCUGUCGUGGAGUGGGAGGAUUUCAAAAUAGAAAAGUAUUUUCAUCGAGCAAUGUGAAAGUACUUGCUGUCGCAGCCGUCUUUGCAUUCGUUUUCUAUACAGUUGUGUGCUUUGUCGAACAUGUUAAAUGGUUCAACGCAAGUACUUGAGCUUCCGGAAAAUAAUCACUGUAGCAAAGAUGCUCUUACCAAUAUGCUGGGAUGGUUCCUACAAGUUAUGUUGGCCGGUCUCGCCUUCACGUGCCUUAUUUUAAAAAGAUUUUGUGAGCCAAGAUAUGAACGGAGACCAUGGUUGAUAUGGUUUUAUGAUACUAGCAAACAAGGACUUGGUGCGCUUGUUAUUCAUUUGGCAAACGUUUACCUAGCUAGUCGUUUUCAGGGUGAUCCCUGUACUUGGUAUAUAAUCAAUUUUCUUCUCGAUUCAUCAGUUGGUCUACUGAUUAUAUGGAUAGGCAUUAGAUUUUCCCAAUGCUUGGCUCGUACUAAACAGUGGGAAGCCAUCAACUUUGGAGAGUACGGUAAACCUCCGUCUGUAAAUGCGUGGCUAGCGCAAUGCAUUCUGUACGUGAUGCUGAUGAUAAUAGUAAAAAUAUGCAUUACAUUAUUAAUCCAGUUAGAUUUCUGGGAUCGAGUAAAGGACUGGAUACUGGCACCAAUCACGAAUCCUCAGGUAGAGCUCGCGAUCGUCAUGCUGGUCAUACCGUUCUUUGUAAACGCUUUGAUGUUUUGGGUUACGGAUAAUUUCCUAAUGCGAAAAUCCAGACACAUAAGUGCUGUCAAAGAUCCGUCCUUACUGCAGCGUGUUAAGAUUCGAUAUCGACGUAUUCGCAAGGAUAAACGAGAUGAAUCUGAAUCUGAUGUUUUAUUAUCAGCUGACGAGGACUUAUUAGAUGCUGAUGAUCAUUCUCAACAUUUAACAGUUGCCACGUAAUAGGAAAAAAAAAGGUUCAUGAUCAUUGGUAUAAGACUGCCAUUGUCGAAGUGGCAGCCAUUAUUUUGAAUUUUAUGUCUUCAAUAAGUGUCCAAGUUCUAAACUCGGAAUAUCAUUUUAUUUUAAGAUUUUUUCUACUUUUCCUUGAUCUGAGGUUUCUCAGAUUGAAUAAUUGUUGAACUUCAUCGAACAAAAAAUUUGUGCGAAACAUCAUGUAAUAAUAUUCUCUUCGUGGGAUAACAAUAACGUCAUGUAAUGGAUUAAAGUCGAAUUUAUUUAUAUAAUAAGCUUUUGCUGUGGUUGAUCAUGAUAGAUUUCUUGCAAUAAUUCGUGAAAUAACUUACUAAUUGAUCUACUGAAGCCGUUUGUCAUUUUAAUGUGUAUGAGACAAAUGAGAGAUAUUGAAUCUGCUGGACUAUAAUAUUAAUAGCUCAGAUAUAAUUCUGAUGAAGGAGAAUUUUUUUUAUUUAUACGUAAUACUAUUUUCCAUGCCGCUAUUAGUCCAAGUAUCAACGUACAUUAUACAGAAAUUAUUGAUUUCUCUAGUAUUAUUUACCUGUAAUGUACUCGCCCUUUCAUUCAUAUUAACGCGAUAUCGUACGCAGCUGCUGUCAAGCAAAAUAGAUAAAAUAUCAUAUUGAUGUAAAGAGACCCUUUCGAAAUUAAUUGGUUGCAAAAUGAGAUCCUUAAUUGGUUAUAACUCAACAUUUCGAACAAUUUUGAUGAAUUAAAAAUCGGGUUUCCAAGUUUUUCGACUAAUCCGACGAAGGUCUGAAGGGCUCCCUGAUAGUAACAUUUGUAUAGAAAUAUAACAAAAAAUGUCCAGUUGCAAUGAAAUAUGUAACCGCUGGUGAAUGGAAUUAUGAAUGUUGAUGAGUUCUCAAGAUAUCGUCAACAUACUAUGGGGUAAAUUGUGCUGUAUUUAUUUUCUAAAAACAAUGUAAUUAUCAUGCAUACAAUCUAGCUUGUCGCAUUAACGUAUGCUAGAGGGUGGAGUUCAAUCGCAAAUGAACUGUCGAAAUAGGAUGUAUAAAUUAGUUUUAUGUACAUAUAUAGCGAGAAGAAAGUAAUUCUAUCAUAUUUUGAAAUAUUAUUUGUGUCUGUGAUAAAAUGCAUAGCCAGAGCGCUUUGUCGAGACUUGAAUUUCAAUAUUACUUGAUUUAAAUUAAUUCUCUCUUCCUUUUUUUAUUCAAAUUUCCGUCCAGCAUACGACGAGAAAUUAAAAGUGAACGAUCCAUGACUCUGAAUUUUAAUCUUAUCUUCAGUAAGCAUCGACCAAAGAUAUAGUUUGAAAUAGAAAUAAAAGAAAUUAGCAGUAAAUUAUUUUGCGAUACGAUGAAAAAUCGAAUCGAUGUAUGUAAACUGCGUUUCGUUCAAAAAUAUAUACAUCUCGAGCAAUGAUGUAGAAGUUGAUAACAGAUUCUUACGAAGUACGUGGAACACAAUUGUAACACAGCUACAAAGUCGCAUAUCAGUAUAAAAAUGUAUAAAUAUAAUUUACUUUUCAAUAACAAUUAAUAAUAUUGAAAAUUAAAACGAUAUGGAACGUAUGUCGAUUUUAGGAAAAAAAUUCGAUCGAAUUUCAUGUCCAGCAAGACUAACCGAUUUAAAUAUAUUAUUGAAUUAUUUUUAAACGGCAAUGUAACAAAUGUAUUUAUUUUAAGCUUCGCAAGAUACAGGAAAUCAUAAUGUUUUACUAUAAAUCAUGUAUACGCAUUAUUGUCUGUUCCACAUGCUCUGUGUCACAUAAUUGGAACAAUACUGAGAUUAGUUAUAUUUUUAAAAUUAUAACAAUAACGAUUACGAUAUGUUAUAUUUUUAAUAAACACUAUUGAGAAAGAA
Messenger RNA from Cephus cinctus (wheat stem sawfly), 2914 nucleotides. Its product is annotated as store-operated calcium entry regulator STIMATE. The record is from RefSeq and is a predicted model, not a curated record. The transcript is spliced from 5 exons. Gene Ontology annotation, cellular component: membrane. The coding region runs from base 263 to 1072 and encodes 269 amino acids. NCBI's taxonomy places the organism in Eukaryota, Metazoa, Arthropoda, Insecta, Hymenoptera, Cephidae.